Lepidothrix coronata (blue-crowned manakin) is the source of this 3552-nucleotide messenger RNA. It is a transcript of the gene SGCE, whose product is annotated as sarcoglycan epsilon. Gene Ontology annotation, cellular component: membrane; sarcoglycan complex. The record is from RefSeq and is a predicted model, not a curated record. Bases 45 to 1514 code for a protein of 489 amino acids. The transcript is spliced from 13 exons. NCBI's taxonomy places the organism in Eukaryota, Metazoa, Chordata, Aves, Passeriformes, Pipridae.
AGGAGUGGCAGUGGCGGCAGUGGUGGCACUUCGCGGCACGGAGGAUGCGGCGGCGGUGGUGUCGGCAGCAGCAGGCGGAGGAGCGGGGAGCGAUGCGGUGCUGCGCGGCGGGGCCGUGGCCGCACAGCGCCCUCACCACCCUCCUGCUGACAGCUUUUUUGCUAAGCUCUGCUGAUGGCAAUAAUGGAACUGUUAACUGGACGACUAAGCGAGCCCACAGUUACAUUAUCAGCAGAAUAAAGGCUGUUCAGAAGAAUGUGUACACGAUUCUGUCUAGGGUGCACUCUGAUCGGAAUGUAUACCCUUCUGCUGGAGUCCUGUUUGUUCAUGUUUUGGAGAGAGAGUACUUUAAGGGGGAAUUUCCUCCUUACCCAAAGCCUGGUGAAAUAAGUAAUGAUCCUAUAACAUUUAAUACCAAUUUAAUGGGUUACCCUGACAGACCUGGAUGGCUUCGCUAUAUACAAAGGACACCGUACAGUGAUGGAGUGCUGUAUGGCUCACCAACUGUAGAAAAUGUGGGCAAACCAACCAUCAUUGAGAUCACUGCAUACAACAGACGUACCUUUGAGACAGCAAGACAUAAUUUGAUCAUUAAUAUAAUGUCAGCAGAAGAUUUUCCUUUACCAUAUCAAGCGGAAUUCUUCAUAAGGAAUAUGAAUGUAGAAGAAAUGUUAGCAAGUGAAGUUCUUGGUGACUUCCUCGGAGCAGUGAAAAAUGUGUGGCAGCCGGAGCGCUUGAAUGCUAUAAACAUCACUUCAGCCCUUGACAGGGGAGGGAGAGUUCCACUUCCUAUUAAUGACAUGAAAGAGGGUGUGUAUGUGAUGGUUGGGGCAGAUGUUCCAUUCUCUUCCUGUUUACGAGAAGUGGAAAACCCACAAAAUCAGCUGAGGUGCAGUCAAGAAAUGGAGCCUGUAAUAACCUGUGAUAAAAAAUUUCGUACUCAAUUCCAUAUUGACUGGUGUAAAAUCUCUCUGGUUGACAAUACAAAACAAGUUUCCACCUUUCAGGAAGUGAUUCGUGGAGAGGGAAUACUACCUGAUGGUGGAGAAUACAAGCCACCUUCUGACACACUGAAAAGCAGAGACUAUUACUCGGAUUUCCUAAUUACACUGGCAGUGCCCUCGGCAAUAGCACUGGUGCUUUUUCUAAUCCUUGCCUAUAUCAUGUGCUGCCGACGGGAAGGAGUGGAAAAGAGAAACAUGCAAACACCAGACAUCCAGUUGGUCCACCACAGUGCUAUACAGAAAUCAACCAAAGAGCUUCGUGACAUGUCUAAAAACAGAGAGAUCGCGUGGCCUCUUUCAACGCUUCCCGUGUUUCACCCUGUGACUGGGGAAAUUGUCCCGCCCCUUCACACGGACAACUACGACAACACCAGCAUGCCACUGAUGCAAACACAGCAGAACCUGCCACAUCAGACUCAGAUUCCACAGCAGCAGUGUGCAGGAGAAUUUCGUAUGACAACAUUUCAAAGAUUUGAGAAGCUGUAUGCUCAUCAGGACAUUGCAUUGUAAGCAGAAAACUGCGUCUGCUUUAAAAUUACUAAAUGCUGGCUACAUUUCCUUAGCUGAGGUUUGUGGGGUCUCUGCUAAGAGAAAUUUGAGUAAUUCUGGAAUUUAAGACUGAGGAUAAAAGGAAUUUGUAAAAUGAGGUUAUUAGAAUUUGUAAAAAGACCAAUGUAGUCACUUUUGGUUUUGCUUUUUUUUUCUUGUUACAGUUAUGACCCUGUUCUGUCAAAACAAAAACUUAUUUUAAUUUUUAAGCAAACGUGUUUAUAGGCUUGAACCUGAAUGCAGCAUCUCAGCAGAUAGUUAGAACAAGUCCUGAGCUGCUUUUUAGACAAAUUUUGUGCAACAAGUAUGAUAACUCUUGCAGCAAAGUAUAUAAUUGGUGCUCAGUACAUAGUACAUACUUGUGUAUUGUCAAACCUCCAGUGUCAGUUUGCAAAGCUGCCCUGAAUGCUCAGCACAGCUCACAGAACUUGGGAGCAAAUGCAUAGGAAUUCCAUAGGAAUCCUGCUGGUGGUUGUUAGACCAGGAGAGGUAGCUCAAGCUACAGGCAUUAAAGUUGAAAAAUUAAGGCAGUUUCUGAAACAGUUGGAAUAAAGAGCCAUUCCUACUCACUUUCAAAGUGACAUCCAUCACACCUUGCUAACUCAUCCAAAAUGUACCAGGGAAGACUUCCCCAGUCAAUCAGCUUCCUCAGAGACAUGCCCUCCUCCCCCCCCCUUUCCAGCAGCUUGCAUGGUUAGCAGUGAAAAGUGAAUCACAAAACUGCACACUGAGGCUUAUAGUAAAUUAGACAUUUACAUCUUUUACUCAAGUUGUGAAAAAAAAAAUUGAGUACAAUCAGCAUUUGGUUUCUGUUAGUUUAUACUACUGUUUUCAAAUGUAUGAGCUGCCAGUGUUUUGAAACUGAAAUGAAUGGAAUGGAUUUUAAAUAAUGGUUUUUAAUGCAACCUAAGACUGAACUUUGUAAAUAGUAUUGGGUUUGGAUCAUAACAAUUUCUGGUAACUUGAGGAUGACAUGACAAUCAAUGAACUACCAGUUGAGCCGCUCCCACCUUAUUUGUAUUAAUGUAACAGUGCCAAUAUAUUUAAGGAAAUGUCUCACACUGUUAUGUACAUGCAUAAAAAAUUAGUUUGUAGCAGUGGAGGUUCCACCUAUUUUGAAAAGAAUCUGAUGAUGUAGGUGACUCGGGUAUUAAGCACACCUGACCUAUUUUAUGACUGAAAGCUUCAUUUAUCUGAGGUAAGUUUAAUAACAAAUUAUUUAUUUUUACUUAUUAAAACAAUUACUCUGAAAGCAUAGAUUUAUAAGCUGGUUAAAGACAAUGGCUAAAGAAUUAAUUAAGACAGUAAAUUCACAGCCUCUUUUAACCUAUGAUGGCAGUAUGAACUGAUAUUAUCUUGAUUAAGUUGCAAUCAAAUUAAAUAGAAAGCCCUGCCGCUNUUGUACAUAUCUGAAAUGUAAAAUCUAAUAAAUAGGAAAACAUGAAGGAGUGAAGUUGUUGCCUGGUUAAUUUACAAAAUGAUGCCUAAAGAACACUGUGUUACAGCUGUUAACAUUACUGAAACAAUACUGGGUGGUCGGUGUCUGAGAACUGGGGUGGAGCUGAUGGUGCAGGGUUUGUUUAGCUGGGGGCGAUGCCUAAGCAGGUGUCAUGACUAGAAAGGAUGGAGAGUGUUGGCAGCACUUAGUUCAGGUGCCUGUGUUAGAUACUAUCUCCCUGAUUAUACACGGAGCUCUGGGGAUAGGAAUGACCACUCUGAGUUCUUUGCUCAAGGAGCCCCUUCUAUUUAGUAUGGGAUUUAAGUAGCUCAGUUAGGAGCUAAAUUCCUUAACCCAAACAAAUCUUAAAGAUGGGUUUGGUUUCUUGAUGUUGCCAGACCAAAGAAAACCCAAGUCAGUUCCUGUCCUUUCCUGCAGAGCUGUGCCUCAGGGUUCCUGCCUUCUAACCUGGGCAGAAAAGUAUUCUACGCCUCCACUGCAGAAUUCUGCUGAGGACACCUGAGCUCCAGGGUGGUUUUGGCUACUGGAGCUGUAAUUUCA